CUUUCUACACGCACGUGCGUUUUGUCAGAUUCCUCUACAGCCGCUCGGGCUCUCGUACGCAUGCGCGCUGGUCGUAGUGUCAUCAUCCCCAUCCCCAGAAGUUCUCCAGUCUGUGGUACCCCGAGCUGCCGGUGGACCAACGUGUAACCGUCGUCAAGAGCAAGGACACCCCGGGCGACACUCACACACGACGAACCGAGCCUCCACGGGACACCGCCGACCCGCCGAACAACCGCGUGGCAGGGUGACCUGUAGAAAGACAAGCACUCGACCUGGUUUUAUGCAAACGUCCACCCUCCUGGUUUGCUUUGGUUUUGAUUCCUGAUCCCAGUGCACCUGGUCGGGCCUUUUCUUCUCCUCUGAACCCGGCUGUCCUCCUGCUGCGGCAUUUGACUUAAUCUCCUCCUUCUUUGUCUUCUUCUUCUUCCUCGUGAGAAGACAUGCCUCCAGCUACGGGUGGGCCUGUAGGGUACACCCCUCCUGAAGGUGGCUGGGGCUGGGCGGUGGUGGUGGGGGCCUUCAUCUCCAUUGGCUUCUCCUACGCCUUUCCCAAAUCCAUCACUGUGUUCUUCAAAGAGAUAGAGGUCAUCUUCAACGCCACACCCAGUCAGGUGUCCUGGAUCUCCUCCAUCAUGCUGGCUGUCAUGUAUGCUGGAGGUCCAAUCAGCAGUAUCCUUGUGAACAGAUUUGGCAGUCGACCAAUCAUCAUGCUCGGAGGCUGUCUGGCAGGGUCGGGACUGGUCGCGGCCUCCUUCUGCAACACUGUGGAGCAGCUCUACUUCUUCAUAGGAGUAGUGGGAGGUUUGGGACUGGCAUUCAACUUGAAUCCAGCUCUCACUAUGAUCGGUAAAUACUUCUACAUUCGUCGGCCCAUCGCCAACGGCAUCGCUAUGGCAGGCAGCCCCGUGUUUCUGUCCACCCUGGCUCCUCUCAACUCCUGGAUGUACGAUCAGUUUGGGUGGAGAGGCAGCUUCCUCAUCCUGGGAGGACUUCUGCUCAACUGCUGCGUGGCAGGCUCCCUCAUGCGCCCCAUCGGACCCAAACCUCAGCCGCCCAAGCCAGACACAGAGUUAGGCGAGGCCAAGGCGGUGGUUUCAGUACAGCCACAGCCUAAGAAGACAGUCCUGCAGACCAUCAACUCCUUCAUCGACCUGACGCUGUUCAAACACCGCGGCUUCCUGCUGUACCUGAGUGGCAACUUCAUUAUGUUCUUCGGCCUCUUUGCUCCGCUCGUCUUUCUCUCCAAUUAUGCCAAGAGUAAGGAUAUCAGCAAAGAAAAGGCGGCCUUCCUGCUGUCGGUGCUGGCAUUCGUUGAUAUGUUUGCCCGGCCCUCCAUGGGCAUGCUGGCCAACACCAAGUGGGUCCGGCCCAGGGUGCAGUACUUCUUCGCCGCUGCCGUCCUCUACAACGGAGUGUGUCACGUGCUGGCGCCACUGUCAGUGGACUACACUGGAUUUGUGAUCUACGCCAUCUUCUUUGGUUUCGCUUUUGGCUGGCUGAGUGCGGUGCUGUUCGAGACACUGAUGGACCUGGUGGGAGCUCAGAGGUUCUCCUCAGCCGUGGGUUUGGUCACUAUAGUGGAGUGUGCGCCGGUGCUGCUGGGCCCACCGCUAACAGGUAGUUUCUAUAACUACUAUAACCACUACGACUACACCUACAUCUCCUCUGGCAUCAUCCUCAUCGUCGCAAGUGUGAUCCUCUUCGUGGGAAUGGGCAUCAACUACCGCCUGUUGGCGCAAGAGAAGAAAGAGGAGGAGAGAAAAGAGAGGGAGGAGCCCAAGGAGGAGCGCACCGCCAUGUUAGCGCCUCCCUCUCCGUCAAAAUCAGUCGAGGAGGCUGAGGAGAACAACGUACCAGCCGCUGUCACACUGGAAGACGUCGCCAAGAUGGACGAGGACACAGUGUAGAGAAUGUAAAAAAAAAACGGACUCGAGAAGGAUGCACACACCUCACAGAAACACACACGAGAGCUGCAGUUACUCAGUACAACCACACACCGUCUUUAUAACCUUGUACACAACCCUGAAGCCAUAGAAACAAUUACUUCUAUCAUUAAAAACCGAGACCUGCUGCUGUGACGUUCAGCUUAACUGGCCGUAAAACUCGUCAAGCAACUUUUCACAGCGUUGAGACCUCUGGUUUUGGUAUUUGUGCCUUUUGGUGAACUCAAAUCCUUCAGGAGCGCCGCCCCCAGAUAGAUGCACAGCAGACAGAGUGUAAGAUAAAAAUCCAGUAAACUAAUGAGGACUUUACUCUCAGGGUCAGCUGCCGUAAAGGUUCAGAACCUCACACAGAAACAAACCCACUCGGCCUCGACUCUGCUUCAGUCAAACAGGCUCAGAGUCAAACAGUAGAUUUUUGUUACAGUACGUAGAGAUGCUGUACAUUUCCCCUGAUAUACUACACAUGCACGCUGGCAUUGCUUCACUCCUCAAGGGCUGGACAUAAAUAAAGUAAAAGGACACAUUCAUGUUACUGUCGGCGCAGUAAAUCUGUUCACGUAUUAGUUUAGAGUGUGGAGUUUUGAGUUUAGAGUUAUGACUUUUCUAUGGAUUUAUGCAGAAGACAAUAACAAUUUGGGAAAAAGAAAUCUGGAAGUUCACCACCACACAGGGAGAAGUACACUAUGUCGGCAGUAGUAACGUUUUCAACCCUUAGUCAACGUCAUAAGGCACAAAAAUUGAGCAAUGCUUAAAAAUACAAAGAUAUAGUAAAGUAAGGAAGUUGAAAACUAAGUAGGAAUCUUUUGGUCACUGUUAAUGGUGUGCUUGUACAGAAAUCUGAGUGCACUUUUUGUGUGUGUAAUUUUGUAUCAUACACCCCUCUAACCAAAGCAGCUCAUCAUGCAUCGUUGUAUUGAUAGACACAUGUGAACAAAAACGCUCACACAGUUGCGCUCCUCCGCCCCACAGCUCUACCUGCUGUGUAAACCAGCAGGAUGAGACCACUCACUCGUAUUAAAUGACACCACAUGCUGUUUUUUGGGGGAAUAAGAGGCUGUGAUCGUACCAGAUCGGUGGGUUUACUGGGUGUGUAUGUGACCUGCCCGGCUGUGGUGACAAAAUGGUAACAAAAAAAAAAGAAAUCUCGCUCUGAAACGAAAAAGAUCCUAUUUUUUCAUCAUUUUGGAUUAUAGGAGUCGCAGUAUACCCUAGUGUCGUUUUUUUAAAAUUGUGAAUAACACGUUGUAGUUUACAGUUAUAUCAACAAACCUUUGUAAUAAAAACAAAAUCUAUUUUAGCUCACUGUAUAUGACAAUCUGACAACACGUAACCUUUUUAAUGGAUUUUGAUGUAUUUGGAUGAAAGUAAAAGCGUGUGCGUGUGAGAGACGAUGUGUGUUUGUCAGCGGUUUAAACUGUAGCCAGGUUUCAUCAUUUAAUUUGUUUGAGAUUCAGCCGCUGCAUUAUCAACACGUUUGUGUCUAAACUGUACAGAAUGUGUCAUAUCAGAUCCCCAUUGUUAAAAUUGAUCACACAUUGAUCGGUGACUGGGUUUACUGCCAACACGAACUGCUGACGUUUGUCGGAGAAGCUUUUGUUUGAGGACCCGUUCUGUGUCCAGACUCGAGGGAACAGGAGACGCAAGGCUGCCCUCUUCAGCCUGAAUAAGCUUCCCCUCAUUGUCUCUUAAUAAAUGGAGGUUUUACACGAUUCACUAAUUGGUAUAGAUGUUUUAACUUUUAAUGUUUUAUUCUUCUAAAUAAAGCUUAGUUAAAAAAAAAAUGUUUAAGGCAAUUUUUGCAACAAUGAAAAUCAGUUAUUUUGAAGGAAGGUUCAGUGUUUGUGCACCUUUUUUGUUUUUAUUUUUUUUUUAAAGAUUUAGACUGAUGAUUUAGACUUGAAAUGUUAAUAAUAUCUACCCUGAGCUUGAUAAAAAUACUAUAAAGUAUGGAUAUAUUCUAUAUUGUUUCAUACCAACAAUGAAUUGAUCCUACUAACAAGUAUUGUGUGUGUAGACAAAGCCUGAAAUAUCUCAUUCCUCUGUGUCAUAGAGCUCCAUUGCUGUCCAGAAAGUAUGGCGCUGUCUGAAAUCGCUCUUCUCCAUUCAUUCACUAUUCUCUAUAUAAUAAAAGAUCAAUAGAUUAUCUGUAGUUUGCAGUAAAUUGACAUGUCAGACAGUUAUGGAUCCUCAUCAGUUUGUGUCGUCACUGACAGGUGUGUUCGCUUGUGUAAAAUGUGACCGAUCGCAUUGUGGGAUUGUCAUCAGAAAGUAGUGCUCAUGCCUUUCUUUUUGUUCCAUUGUGGGAAUUUUUGAGGGAACUAUACUGCACAGUGCAAUAACUCUACGCUCUGAUACAGCGCUCUAAUAAAAUGGCGGACAGUAAAUAAUAGGGCACCAUGUAGGUAAUUCCGGACACAGCCGAAUACAACCCAAUCAAUAAGCCGACCAUUGCUCUGGGUGACAUGUACCUACAUUACUAUUUACGAACACUCGGCCCCACUUACACUUCCUGCUGCUGUAAGUACUCAUUAAUGUGUAUUCAUCCACGGCAGAAAAUAGUCCCCAACAAAUGCACCAUUUCCUCCUGUUUGAGUAGCGUUUGCUAAAAACUACAGAUUCCAGCGGUUUUUAAGAAAUUGCUGAGCCUUUUUAAAAACGUUUUGUAUCUGUGACCUUUUUUAAAAAGAUUUACAGAACAAUUGGGCUUUAGUGGGUAAGGAAGCCAGAAAGUAGUGAGAGACGGACUAACACAUUGCUGGUUUUUAUCUUUUCAUGGUAUUUGUUGACAACGACAAAAAUGUAGAAUAUCACCAGCUUUAUCCCUCUAUAAUCUGAAGGAAAUUGUUUAAAUGAAAGAUGUUAUGUUUCUGUAAUGGAGCACUACUUUCUUUAUACCUGAUUGGGUGGUCAUUCAGUCUGAGAUUUCCCUCUUCACAGAGAAAAAUGUCUGUGUAGAUCACAUUUUGUAUUUAAGUGGGAAUGUAAAUGAAUAUGUGGGAAAGGGUGUACAUUUUACACUGUAUGCUGUCUUUUUUUUGUUUGAAAGAGUUUUUGGUAAUUAUACUGACCAAAUGCAAGUAUUAGUUUUUAAAACCAAUUAAUUACAAAGUCUAGGUUGUUGUCUAAAAGUAAAUGUUAUUUGAUUUUGACAAGUAUUUUUUUAAGGUAUUGUUGGUACCAGUGGGAGAAUAGUUUCUCUCUCGUUCUACUUUAUGUACCCACUUCUUCUACAGACAUGAAUUUGAAGCAUAUUUAUGUUCAGGUCAGUGAACGGGUCCAUAUUUGAGAGGAAAGAGUAGAGAAAUUAGCUGCAGACAGGCCUGCUGCCUCAGUGUGCCCACAUUCCCCUGCACUAAACCCUGGUUUUCCUUCAGUUACAGCAGACUGACACUCAGGACAUUAUGGGUAUAUAAUAUGCUGUUAUUCAACGGGCGAGUUUGAUUUACGGAUUCAAAAUGGACUAAAACCUUCACUUAUUUUGCCUUUUGAGAUGAGUAUUUGAAAAGGAAAGGUGACACUGAAAAACUUCAAGUAAACCAUUUAAUUGAAACACUGAAUGUUUUCCAGUACAGGGUUUUUUAAAAAAACAAAACAGUACUGUAUAGCCACAGCACCUUUUUGUGUUUAAAACAAAACAAUUGUAUUAAGUUUCUGGAAAAUAACAUGACUUUUUUUUGUGCCAAUAGAUGUUUUCAUGUUUUAUAUGUGCAAAGUGUUUUUAUGACAGGGGAGAGAAUGAAUAAACGUUUUUUUUAAAACAAA
This is a messenger RNA of Siniperca chuatsi (mandarin fish), 5705 nucleotides long. Its product is annotated as monocarboxylate transporter 1-like. Gene Ontology annotation, molecular function: monocarboxylic acid transmembrane transporter activity. Gene Ontology annotation, cellular component: membrane. The coding region runs from base 441 to 1907 and encodes 488 amino acids. Gene Ontology annotation, biological process: monocarboxylic acid transport; transmembrane transport. NCBI's taxonomy places the organism in Eukaryota, Metazoa, Chordata, Actinopteri, Centrarchiformes, Sinipercidae. The record is from RefSeq and is a predicted model, not a curated record. The transcript has 6 exons.